Hevea brasiliensis (rubber tree) is the source of this 1294-nucleotide messenger RNA. RefSeq lists its product as uncharacterized. The coding region runs from base 91 to 1125 and encodes 344 amino acids. The record is from RefSeq and is a predicted model, not a curated record. The transcript is spliced from 3 exons. Gene Ontology annotation, biological process: protein folding. Gene Ontology annotation, cellular component: chloroplast. Gene Ontology annotation, molecular function: protein homodimerization activity; protein-folding chaperone binding; adenyl-nucleotide exchange factor activity. NCBI's taxonomy places the organism in Eukaryota, Viridiplantae, Streptophyta, Magnoliopsida, Malpighiales, Euphorbiaceae.
CACAUAAAACCAUGCCGAGCCCAUCUCCUACGAACCUCACUGCACUGUCUUGUCUCUCUUUCAAUUCCACCGCUCUUACUCCGCGCUUCAAUGGCAACUGUCCUCAAAACGCCGCCGUUGAGAGCCCCACUCCCGCCACGACUGCUUACCGCUCCUGCCACCAACAAUGUUUCGUUAAAGUACUCCCUUCCCUUUUGUCUUCCAUUUAGACAUAGAAGCAUUAGCACCAAACUUUCUUCCACAUGUUUUCUCCAGUUCGCCGUCAAGUCUUCUCCCCGGUUCGUAAAGUUCGUUCCUUUCUCAUCUCAAGGAGAAACCAAAACUACUGAGACCCAAGAGGCGAUUCAGGGACCAGAAAUACAGGAUUCUUCAGAUGGUGCUGUUGGGUUGGAAGAUGAUGUUAGUGAGGUGGAAGAUAGUGCCAGCAGUGAAGUUGCUGAUCCUAAGGAAACAUCUUCUUCAAUUGUCACAGCUUCAUUCCAGUCAUACAAAGAAGCUUUGGUAAGUAAUGAUGAGUCCAAAAUUGCUGAGGUUGAAGCUUUUCUGAAAUCUGUUGAAGAUGAGAAAAUUGACCUUGAAAGGAAGGUUGCUAGUUUGACUGAAGAACUUUCUAUAGAAAAAGAUCGGGUUCUCAGGAUUAGUGCAGACUUCGACAAUUUUCAGAAGAGGACAGAGAGGGAAAGGCUUUCAUUGGUGACAAAUGCACAAGGGGAAGUUGUGGAGAGUUUGUUGCCCAUUUUGGAUAAUUUUGAGAGAGCAAAAUCCCAGAUUAAAUUGGAUACUGAAGGAGAAGCCAAGAUCAAUAACAGCUAUCAGAGCAUAUACAAGCAAUUUUUGGAAAUUCUAGGUUCACUUGGUGUUCUUUCUGUGGAGACAAGAGGGAACCCCUUUGAUCCAUUGCUGCAUGAAGCCAUUAUGCGAGAGGAUUCAGUGGAAUUUGAAGAGGGUAUCAUACUUGAGGAAUUUCGCAAGGGGUUCAAGCUUGGUGACAGGCUCUUGCGCCCGUCAAUGGUCAAAGUAUCAUCUGGUCCAGGUCCUGCAAAGCCUCAACAAGUGGGGUCAUCAGGAGGAGCUGAAACUGCAAGCGAAACAACUGAGGACAGCCGAGAACCAGUGUCUUCUUAGGAGACAAUAUACUCAACCUUGACGAGUUUUGAAAAAGUAUAAUCUAUAUUAUUGUGAUAUCUUUAGGGCACUCAAUUGUUAUUUAUGGGAUGUGAUUUUUGCAAAUGAAAUAUUGCUCUUUAUAUAUAUAUAUAUAUAUGUAAUUGGCUCUGACUGAUAUUGAUACGAA